Effrenium voratum is the source of this 1115-nucleotide messenger RNA. NCBI's taxonomy places the organism in Eukaryota, Dinophyceae, Suessiales, Symbiodiniaceae. The record is from the annotation of a GenBank genome assembly.
AGCCGCUGUGGCUUCAGGUUCGGUUGUCAGGUUGUCAAAUGUAUCCGUAUGUGCCGUCACCCCAUGCUGUUCUUGUGCUUGCUGUACCUGACCUUUGAACCACUGGCCGGCGUAGAUGUGGCGGUCGGCAGCGGCGGAGAGAUCCAUAAGCUGGUGCGGGUAGAGUCGCGACCCGCACGAGAGGGAAGCACCGAGGAAGAGGACCCGGAGGGCUUCUCGGGGGUGGAGGAGAAUCCGCUCACCCGGGACACCUGGCCGGACGGCACCUGGAACAAGGCGGACGAGUACUGUAGGGCCAAGGGAAAGCAGCUCUGCGACUACAAGAAGGUGUGCCCUUCAGGGCGCUCGAGACAGCCGGCCAUCCCGGGCGGUCAGAAGAAGUACGAGAUGUGGACGCCAGUGCGCAACCUGGACGAUCCAGACAAUCCGGUGGAAUGGGCGCAGGUGGGGACGCGGCACGUGGGGGACCUGUGCUGCCUCAUCUCCAGCGACUGCCACGGCAAGGUGAAGAACUUCCAGGGCUGGGGCCAGGUGAAGCCCUUCAACGGCUUUGUGUACUGCUGCGAGAACGACCUGCCAGCGAACCUCGAGGAGUUCAAGCUCAGCAAUCGGCACUGGAACGGCUCCUGGACGGAGGCCGCGUCCUUGUGCGAGAAGAAGGGCCUGCGGCUCGCGGAGUGGGGCGAGAUUUGCCCCAGGGGCCGCGGCAAAAGCGCCGUGGUGCCGCAGCUGGGGAAGCUCAUGUGGACGCCGGUGCUGAACAGCGGCGAUAAGAACAACAGCGUCCAGUGGGCGCAGGUGGGCCUGCGCAUGGAGGGGGACAUCUGCAAGCUGAUCACCGACUUCCCGGGCCACGAGGUGAACUUCCGGGGCUGGGGCGAGCUCAGGCCCUACACCGAGUACAUCUACUGCAGGUCCAACAAAACCGUGCAGGCGGAAGACCCAAAGUCCGGCGCGAACCGAGGAGGGGCUUGGCCUCUGGCGGCCGCGUUGCUGCUGGGCUUUGUCUGGCCGUGAAUCGCAAAGCCGGUCGAGGUGAAAAGGAAGAUACCUUUUGCCCAGCGAAAGGACUUGCGACGCGUGAGACAAAAGCGGCGCGAGCCGCGCAGCACUCC